Messenger RNA from Trypanosoma grayi, 630 nucleotides. RefSeq lists its product as hypothetical. Lineage: Eukaryota; Euglenozoa; Kinetoplastea; Trypanosomatida; Trypanosomatidae. The record is from RefSeq and is a predicted model, not a curated record. The coding region runs from base 1 to 630 and encodes 209 amino acids. The transcript has a single exon.
AUGAACUCCCUGGGUGAACAAUUUCAGUGCGUCGUCCUCCUCGCUAGCGGCCCCGCAGAUGAGGCAGACGUGGCAACGGCGUACUGCGUCGCAGCCGUCAUGCCAACAACGGGAGCGGUGCCGCUGGCAGACGAGGUUGCAGGGCGUAUCGACGGCUUCUGCGCGGUGCACAGUGUUCCAUCCGCCGAUUGGGGGCACCACACGGCGGAACUCGUCGCGGCCGCCAAGGGCAAGGCACUGAAGCAUGUUAACGUGCUGCGUUGCGAGUCGAGCGAACUCGCCGCCACGAGAAAACUACUGCUGGCGCAACGGAACCCUACGCUUCUGCUGCUGGACAUCACCUGCGACAAGGCAGUGCCGUGCAACGGCGGUAACGACGAUGACGACGGCGGUAGGACGCAUGAAAGGUGGCGCUGGCUGCGGCCCACGCCGAGUUGUCACGCCGAGCUCUCCAACGGUGUGCGUGGCGCACAUGUGUACUUCCCGGUGGCGAUGCGUUGUUCGUAUCCUCUCUUUCGUGUGGGGGCGCCGCCGCCACUACCGCCGUGGACUGCGGUGGCUGUGACGCUCGAAGGACUGCUGCGCGAGGUAGGCUACAAAGUGGGUCGUUUACCUAAGUACGGAUCUUGA